Molecule: messenger RNA, 2558 nt
Organism: Lolium rigidum
Lineage: Eukaryota; Viridiplantae; Streptophyta; Magnoliopsida; Poales; Poaceae
Exons: 3
Coding region: 15-1997 (660 amino acids)
Biological process (GO): regulation of gene expression
Cellular component (GO): peroxisome
Molecular function (GO): RNA nuclease activity; zinc ion binding; nucleic acid binding
Source: RefSeq, a predicted model, not a curated record
AGCGGCGGCCGGCGAUGGGGGAGUACGCGGUGGCCAAGACGUCGGUGUGGUGGGACAUCGAGAAUUGCUGCGUCCCCCGCAGCUGCGACCCGCAGCUCAUCGUCCAGAACAUGAGCUCCGCGCUCGCCGCCGCCGGCUACAGGGGCCCCAUCUCCGUCUCCGCCUACGGGGACACCCACCAGAUCCCCCACAACGUGCAGCACGCCCUCUCCAGCACCGGCGUCUCGCUCAACCACGUCCCCGCCGGCAUUAAAGAUGCAAGCGAUAAGAAGAUCUUGGUUGACAUGCUGUUCUGGGCUAUUGACAAUCCUCCACCAGCAAAUUAUCUGCUUAUCUCUGGUGACCGGGACUUCUCUAACGCCAUUCAUAAGCUUAAAAUGAGGCGAUACAAUAUUUUAUUGGCACAACCUCAAAGUGUAUCUCAAACCCUUACUGCUGCAGCAAAUAAUGUUUGGCUCUGGAGAAGCCUUGUGGCUGGAGAACCACCAUUAGCAGAGUCACCAUACAUAAGCAGCACGUCAAGUGGCAAUAAGGAUGAUUUGGAUACUUCAAAGAACAUAAUUUCAAGUUCUUCAGACAUGACUCAAGAUACCAAUUCUGCAGUGCAGAAUAUUUUGUGUGAUCAUCAAAGUGGUGCUAACAGCAAUGCAGAUAAGAAAUAUGAAGUUAAGCAUCCUCGAGAAGUGCAGACAGGCAAGUCCAAACCAACAAGGAGAUUACCGAAGAAGAGGAGUAACCCUGGUGGAAGCGGGUUUACUAAGCAAACUGUUUCCAAGAAGUCCAAGGGAGGUAUUGAUAGCACAGAACAGUCCAAGUUCAAGCAACCAAGGAUAGGACAAGUAAAAGCAGUCCCUGGGCAGCCCUUGAUCUGCUAUAGGUGUGGUGAGGGACACCGUGCUGCAGACUGCACUUUUGACGGUGACUGCUGCCGUUGUGGCAAACCUGGCCACAAGGACCGAGUGUGCAAAGAGAAUCCUGACAGCAUUGUCAAGUGGAUGCCUGCGCAUGCACAAGACUUGGCCACAUCCUCUCCGGGGUCUGUCCAUGUAAUGAACUCUGCUUCUCAAUUGCACCCAACUUGCUCAUCACCCUUGGAAUGCUCCCAGCAGGUGUCCCCUGGUGUUCCAUCUCCAUCUCCAGUUCCUCCCAUGGCUCCUGCACCGCCAAAGAUGGGUGGGGGACCUUCUUCUGUCCCAGCUCAUUCUGGAGUCUGCGCCAAGCCAACAGCUGUGCAAGUGGGUAGGGGAGGCAUGGCGCAACAAACCACAUCCGUGCCUCAUCCUCCUAUGGCGGUUCCAGCUUACCGACCAAGCCAAGGGCAGGGCAUGCUCUGCUUCAAGUGCGGUGUUGUUGGACACUGUGCUGCUCAGUGCACGUAUAUCGGUUCCUGCCGCCGUUGUCACCAAGCAGGCCACAUGGAGAGAGUGUGCAAAGAGAACCCUGAUAGCAUCAUCAAGUGGGAGCAAUUGCAUGCAUACGCCUUAGCUAUGUCCUCGCAGGGGUCCGUCCACAUGACCGCUCCCGCUUCUCAGUUGCACCAAACUUGGACACCACCCCUGGGGUGCUUCUUGCAGGCGAAUCCUGCUGUGCCAGCUCCAUCUCCAACUCCUGCGACUCCUGCACCGCCACACAGGGGUGUCACAGAUUCUUCUACCCCAGCUCGGCCUGGAGUCUCUGCCACGCCGACUGCUGUGUCGUUGGGUAAACCAGACGUAGUGCCACAACCGACAUCUUCAGCCCUUCGUCCUCCUACGGCUGGUCUAGCUUACCGACCAGUCCUGGGACAACAUCAUCAAGUAGGUAGCUCUCAGCUGCUUCCAGCUUGGACACAGCACCCAGGGUACUUCUGGCAAGCGGCCCCUGUUGUGCCGUCUCCACUGCCGGCUCCCCCCGUGACUCCCAUGCUGCCACAACCAGGCGUUGCAGCUUCUCCUAGGCCAGCUCACUAUGGAGCCUACCCCAUGCCCUUCCCCUUCCCCUUCGGCAGGCCAUGGUGAGAAGUAUACUCCCAGUUGAUCCUUUGUAUGCUCUUUGCUUCAGCCAGGCAAGAGGGGAAAGAGAGAAGGAGGGAUAUGAGGAAAAAGGGGUGGAGGAGGUUUUCACUAGCUGUCCAGCACCCACCGCCUACAUCUUCACUGGGUCUGAUGAGAAGCAAGGUGAUGACACGGAGCCGUCAAUUUGCUUGAAGGGGCGUGCAAGCGUGGCUGAGUUGGGUGGUGGUGGAGACGGAGUUGUAGCCCCGGGGAUAAUUUAAGAGCAGGGAAUGGCAACAUAGGAGAGGAGGGGAGAGAUAAGGUAAAGGUGCAUGAACCUCCAAGCAAAUCAUACAUGGUCACAAGACAAAGAUAUACAUUAGAUGAUAUACCAAAAAAAAAACAAUGUGCUCAAAUAGUGUUUGUUUAUUUACUCCCUAGGUCUUCAUCUACAGGCAUCACUGUUGUUGAUGAUGUAAAUUUGACCAUCAAUUUGGCUAGUAAUACAUGAGAUAAGUGUCAUAAAAAUCAUACUAUUAGGACUUUUUCUAUCAUGAAUUAAAUGAUAUAGUUCUUUUAGUAUAU